Amoebophrya sp. A120 is the source of this 3603-nucleotide messenger RNA. The record is from the annotation of a GenBank genome assembly. Lineage: Eukaryota; Dinophyceae; Syndiniales; Amoebophryaceae.
GAAACCUUUUUGCUCCCUUCCGUGGUCCCACUUGCGAGUUCGUGGUAGGACGCGGCGACGCAAAGCUCUGACUGUUCUGCAGACACAUUUGCACCCCCCCCAUUGACAUCUUAGCUACGGAAGAGUUAGUAGUCCGCAAAAGACAACCCUUCACAAAAAUGGCUACGACAGGGUCGAGUGCCGAACGCUAGUUCGGACAAACUGUCGUGGCGGAAGGCCACAAUGGGGCGGCUCGUGGAAAAGUCGCUUCGCGGCCUGGCGCUGGUCGGCGCGCUGCCGCAAAAUCAGGACUUUUUCGCACCCAGCACCGGUUGGGGCACGUCUUCUUCUAGUUCCUCAAGGUUUCCCAACCACAAUAGGCUGUUCGCAACGGCGUCCAAAGUUCUUGAAGAAGGCGUCGGCAGUGUGGAAAACAAGCAGAGCGAAGAGCGGCAUGCAGGAAGUUCCGGAAGGGAUCAUGCCGAGGGGGGAAGUAGUACUGGUGCAAGCAACUCCGCUGCGUCCAAAGCUGCAGCUUCUGCGACCGGCGGAAGUGGAGUCGGAGUGCAACCGCGAAAAGGUUCAGCAAGCCCCCCGCAGGCCACGACGCGGCGCACCGCGAAGAUACCUGAUAAAGAUGCGCCGCACAUGCACGGGGCGCGGCAGUUGAACGACCGGAGGCUUGUCGCAGAGGAGCAGGAGCACUCAAAACACGCUAGAAAUUCAGGCACAGCAAAGACAAGCUCGCACGAAGCGGCCAUUAACGAGAAAAUAGACUACGGCAUCUACGGCGAAGACAAUUUCAACGAGGAAGGUUUCGACGUGGUUGGGGCUCGAGGCGAGCUUGCAAUCCAUAGAAUACCUGCGUUUCAGGAAGAAACCAUUUUGAGCGCUCGGGACCCGAAUUACGAGACCAGUGCCGCAUUUGAUGAAUACAAGAAGAAGGUACUAGCGUGACUUGUAAAUAAACGUUUUUUGUUGACGAACUUGCUGCGUGAAGUUUUUUUGUAUCUUGUUUGAAACGAGAACAGAGGACAAUUUAAAAGUUCCAUUGAUCAUCUCCUGCAGCGCGAGCCGAUCGUGAACCAGUUGCGAGAGCGAAAACUGAAGCAAAUCCUGGAGACCGGCCCGCAAGGCGAACUUCGAGAACACGUGGACGAGGGCGAGCAAAUAGCGCGGCCCGAGCUUCACCAAGACCCGGGAAAAACGUAUGAGGAAAUUGUGUUUUCCGACGGAUCCGCGGUGCGGUUUCCCGGAAAAACGGAAAGAAGAACGCUGUCGAGUGUACGCAAAUUUUAAAUUUUUAGACAAAAAAAGCACCUUAUUCUCUAGUAGCUCUUCCAAGCUGUCAGUAGGUGUUGGUGUUUGAUGAAAUGAUAAUGUCAAAUAGUAAAAAACUAAAAAAAUCGCAUUACAGUCCCAUCUUCCGCGACACGACCGGUUUCUUUUUGCCAAUAGCACGACGCAGCUCGCGAGCCAGCGCGAGAUGCUGUUGCAGAUGGAGCGAAAAGUCGUAAACCUCGAGGACUACAUAUCCUGCGUAAAAACGUCCCCACCCCAGAGUUGUAAUGCAGAUUUGCAAAAACAGGAAGACUUGCAAUGCGCAUCCCCAUGAGAGCCAUUUCCAGUCGUGUUUUGGAAUUUUUGAUGCUGUAAACGGGAUCAGCAGGUCGAUUUGUGAUGCGGCUUUCCUUGCUAACUUGCACUACCUUACGGACUGAAACUUGUCAUGCGUGACUCACAAAACUCCUAGGCUUGUGUUGCAAAAUCCCCAUCCUGACUCUGGUGUGGGUACGUUUUUACUCAGGAUACUACAGCAGCAAGCAUUUUGACAAAAGUGCUUGGAAAAAGUCGCCGUUUACCGAGUACAAGCGAAUGCUCUCCUCGCACCUAGGGACGGACAAUUCGUUCACGACCAUGGCCUACCGGCACCCCGAGCAGUGCGAGCGCAAGGAGUGCAUAGCCAACAGCGAACCAAAUUGCAAGGAGCACCUGCCAGGGUAUAUGAGCAACUUUUCUUUAUUCAACAUCCCGGUGGAGUUUUGAUUGUGUGUGUCUGCUUGGAGAAAUCAAUAUGGUCCAUCUCAGUAUUUGCGGAGCACUCUGCCUUCACCCUGGUGUUGUUCCUAGCUUUUUUUGUAUCGAAUCAACUAAACUGACCAGGUUUUAUCUGAAAGAGCGAGGAUGUGCGGACCACGCAGACGGCGGAAAGAGGAUAUGCACUGACUGCCAAUACUCUGCGGCCCUGGGCCAACCAACCAUAUGCCAGUGCGAAAAGACACCAUACUCAACCAAGGUGCAAUACAACGAGCCCUGCGACAGCUCCAGGUACUUGUUUGGUUUUUUCAUCAGUGUCGCUCCUUUCACGCCGCGUUUCCCCUCGUGUGAGAUCCUGAAUUCAUCAUCUAGAUGACUCUACUUUCGCUUUCGCUAUGUGAAGCGCAGAUCAGUCUUUCCAAAUAAACACCCUGCAGAGUGUGUCUGGCCGGCGAGUGCUUUCGCCCGUGCGAGUUUUUUCUUCACGUGAGCACGUGCCCAGAGGAAAGGUGUAUGUGGAACACGACCGCGUUGAACUGUGUUGAUAUCCCCGCUUCUAUUGAGAGGAAAAAUCCCCCCUCCCCAUAUUGAAAAGGUAUGUUUCCAAAAAUUUGCGUUGCGGAUUUGAGGUCACAAAUCACGUCUGUCUUGCAAGAAGACAAGAGCGGAAGCGUCCGCCCCAUUAUGGAAGCGAUUUGUCAUGCUGUUGGACCUAAAGGGGGGCCGUUUGCCAUGCUGAGCUACUAGACCCGUUGCACGCCCCUACCUAGCCUGGGGAUCUGGCCGCAGUGCCUCUCUGCAAUACAAAGCUGAAUUGUGGUCACAAAUCAGCACCACAAGUUUCCGUUUUGAUAUGGGGAGGGGGGAUGUUUCAUUUUGAUAGCUUCGCUGGUCUACACGGAAUGGGCUUCGCUGGUGCUCGGCUCGGAGGCAACAGAGGGCGUGCGCGGACCGAUCAUACUUGCCGGCGUUUCAAAAACCAUCUUUCCGCUAAACUUCGAAAAGUUCAACCAGAUGUCCAGCACGUAUCGGAUCAUGGGAAAUCCCAUUACGCAAUACAUCACAAUGGUAUACACAUUCAAGUACUUUUGUUCUUCUUCUUUGCUGGGUAAUUGGAAUUGCGUAAUUUUGAUGUGAUGUGUUCUCAGAUCAGGCGCAGAAAAUUCGAGAACCGGAAUGAACGACAACAUACAGGUGGAGUUUUUCCAGCGAUUUGAUCUCAACUACGACGGCUUCCUGACAGCACACGAGUUCGAGCACCAGCUGACAAAAACCCUAGUCGAGCUGGAGGUACGUGAAAAGGUUGUUGCUUCGACACGAUUUCUGCAAAUUUGAGUUUUAGGUUAGUCAUACUGAAGGAACGCAUUCAACACAGAUUGGAGCGUCAUAAUUCUAUUUGCCAUCUGGAUUCGCUGCUGUAGAAGUGCUGCGUGUUUUGUUCGAAAGAAAAACUACCUUGAAACCCCAGGCCGCGGCCGAGCUCCAGGCGGAGCAACAAGCAGUGCAGGCGAUGCAGAAUUUGCAGAACGCGCGUCAGCUGCAGAUUGUGGGCAACGUCGCGGCGCACCAACAGCAGGCACUGUCGGC